AUGCGGCAUGACCCAACAUCUGAACACACCGACGGUCGAACAGAUGUGUUGAAUAUCACAAUCGUGGGGGCCAGUCUAGCAGGCCUGGCCGCCGCCAUCUCCUGUUCUCUUGCAGGACAUACAGUCACCGUCUUUGAGGCGGCUAAAGAACUCGCCGAGAUUGGGCCGUGUCGCUGGGAGCGAAGGUGCAAAGACCCUGAAUUGAAGGAAUGGAUUGCCAACCCACAGGUCCAUUUUUGGAUAGGCCCGCACUCCCGCGCCGUGGCAUACUCGAACAGAAGCAGCACCACGUACAAUAUAGUUCUGCUUUGCUCGGAUGACCUCCCUCAGGGCCUCUCACGAGCGACGGGCUCGGUGGAUGAGAUGCGGGCCCUGUUCUCUCUCUGGGAUCCCAUCCUCACCCGUUUCCUCGAGCAGGUCGAACAGGUCGACAAGUGGAAACUCAUGCAUCGGCAGGAGCUGGAGUCGUGGACGAACAAGGACAAGAAUUUCGUCUUGCUGGGCGAUUCCGCCACCCGAUGCUGCCCUAUCUCGCGCAGAGAGCCAACUCGUCGAUCGAAGACGGCGGUGUCCUCGGAAGGCUGCUAUCGUAUGUGA
Messenger RNA from Fonsecaea pedrosoi CBS 271.37, 597 nucleotides. RefSeq lists its product as uncharacterized. Gene Ontology annotation, molecular function: monooxygenase activity. Bases 1 to 597 code for a protein of 198 amino acids. Gene Ontology annotation, biological process: secondary metabolite biosynthetic process. The record is from RefSeq and is a predicted model, not a curated record. NCBI's taxonomy places the organism in Eukaryota, Fungi, Ascomycota, Eurotiomycetes, Chaetothyriales, Herpotrichiellaceae. The transcript has 2 exons.